Molecule: messenger RNA, 1416 nt
Organism: Aethina tumida (small hive beetle)
Lineage: Eukaryota; Metazoa; Arthropoda; Insecta; Coleoptera; Nitidulidae
Gene: betaggt-I
Product: geranylgeranyl transferase type-1 subunit beta
Exons: 5
Coding region: 188-1219 (343 amino acids)
Biological process (GO): protein geranylgeranylation
Cellular component (GO): CAAX-protein geranylgeranyltransferase complex
Molecular function (GO): CAAX-protein geranylgeranyltransferase activity
Source: RefSeq, a predicted model, not a curated record
UUGACAUCCUGUCAUAUUUUACGUUUAUUAAAUGUGUUCUAAGUAUUUUAAUAUAUAUAAUGGGAUAACUAGUAUUUAUUUAUAAACCAUUUUUAUAUUGUUGAAUUAAGUAUGAAAACAAGAUUAUAUGUUUUAUAGAGGUCCCAAAUUAAUAUAGUUUUAAAAAGAGGCGUUACCCAUUACAAACAUGAGCAAUAUAGAAUUUAUAUUUACUCCAGAACUGCAUGAGAAAUUUUUAUUAAACUUUUUUAAGAUAUUGCCGUCUUAUUAUGCUCACUUGGAGCCUAGUAGAGUAGUAGUGGCCUUCUUCAGCAUAGCAGGACUGGAUACUCUUGAUAAGUUAAAUGCCAUCACAGAAGAGAAAAAGAAAGAAAUAAUCAAUUCACUGUAUUCGUUUCAAGUCCUUAAUGAUAGAGAUCUCGUAAGUGGAUUUCAAGCAACUGGAAUACUUAAUACUGUAGAAAAUAGGGGCCAAAAUAGUUUAUACAAAUGGGGUCAUAUCGCAACAACCUAUGCCGCCUUAUGUACAUUAAUAAUAUUAGGGGAUGAUUUAAGUGGAGUCCACAGGAAGUCAAUUAUAAAUAGUUUAAAAGCACUCCAACUACCAAAUGGCUCAUUUAAAGCAGCAGUGGAAGGAACUGAAGAUGACAUGAGGUUUGUCUAUUGUGCUGCUGCAGUAUCCUAUAUUUUGGAUGACUGGAGUGGAGUAGAUAUUGAGAAAAUGGUAGAUUUUAUCUUAAACAGUAUAUCAUAUGAAGGUGGAAUAGGGCAAGGGCCUGGCCUGGAGGCUCACAGCGGUUCAACCUUCUGCGCAAUAGCGGCGCUCAAGCUGAGUAACCAGCUGCACAGAUUAUCCGACGCCCAAUUUAGGGCAUUGCGUUUGUGGCUCAUAAAUCGAUUAAACGGUGGCUUCAACGGCAGACCCAACAAACCGUUCGACACGUGUUACUCAUUUUGGACUGGAGGCACAUUAAAAAUUCUGAACUCCUAUCAGUUCAUUGAUACCGAAGACUGCGAGAAAUUUAUACUUACCACGCAGGACAAAUACGGCGGAAUAUCGAAGACGAUAAAUUCCGUGCCCGAUCCGAUGCACACUUGCUUAGGUUUGGCAGGACUGAGCCUAAUGGGUGUGGAGGGCCUAAGUCCCAUUUAUCCCGAUCUCAUGAUCACCGAAAGAGCACAUAAUCAUUUAAAGACCAUUCACGAUCACUGGCGUUAAUUUUUGUCGUGCUUUGAUGCUUUUGAAACUUUGAUACUGGUUUCUAGCAUCUGAUGAAUGCAAUAGUAUUUUUGACUAAUAUUUCCUAGUGAUUGUAUAAACUUGUAAGUUUUGUUGUUUUAAAUCAACAUAUAUUUUUUGCUUGUUAUUACAAUUUUUGGGAAAUUAAUAAAUUUUAUGAAUAUAAUUGUAGCACA